CCUCAACGCAGUAAGCCAAAAGUGCUAAAAGGUGACGCGUAUUUUGUUGUUAUAAUAUUUUGAAAUAUGAUUUAUAAUUAAUAAAGCACAAUAUUUUUUGUUACUUUUGAACAAUUAGGUUAGGUACAAUAAUUAAACAGUCCACAAGAAAAAGAAACACAAUGUAAAAUAAUGUAACAAAUAAAAGAAUUUGGUUUGCGGUUAAUACGUCACGUUUCAGUUAGACGAAAAUCAAACAAAUAGUUAGCAAGUGAUUACGACGACCAGUAUACCUAGUUGUACCGCCUGCCGCAACAGUAUAUACCUCAACGAUUUCUUUCAACAGUAUACGACUGGUUCACGAUCCAAGGGGUAGAGUCAUACAAAAGGACAUAUAUAAUUUAAUAACCAAAAUGAGUGAUGACAAAGAUUUGCCGAUGAGUAAAAUAAAAGGUGAUGGACCUAUCGAUCCCGAAUCGGGGUAUUCAAAAAUGUUCAAAAACCAAAUGGAAAGCCGGAGAACCUUCUACGUAGUCUUAACAUUACUAAUAUUCAUAAUAGUAGUGCUCAUAAUAGCUGUUUUCGGAUUAUCGUUUGCCUACUUAAAGAUGACGGAAGACCAAAGACAGAUAUGUACAACAGAAGACUGCUUAAGAUCUGCUACCAUAUUAGUUGAGUCAAUGAAUAAGUCUGUUGAUCCAUGUGAAGACUUUUAUCAAUUUGCUUGUGGAAAUUUCGCAAAAUUGCAUAAAAUACCAAAAACAGCUGUUUCAAAUGAUCGGUUUAUCGAAGUGGAUUCAUCAAUGUUAGUACUUGUUAGAGAUUUUUUGGAAAGAGACGAUGUAGAAGAUGAACCUUCCUCCAUAUCGAAGUCCAGACGUUUGUAUCGUUCAUGCAUGGCAACUGCAAUAGAUAGAACGAAAACGGAAUAUGUUAUCAAACAAUUAAUUCAGAUUUUAGAGACAAGUGGUUUGCCGUUCAAUGUGAUUAUCAAUAGGAAAAAAGCAUCAAAUAUCUCGUCAAUUUUAGCUAGAUUAAAAAAACGAAUGAACUUGGACUAUUUGUUUAUGGUAAAUGUUCAAUCAGAUACAAAAAAUCGAACACUUAAUCGAAUUACUCUAAGUAAACCAAGUGCUACAGAUGUAUUUCCAGUUUACAAAUUAACAGACACAAUUAAGAAAAUGGGUUCAAAAAAAUUGAUUGAAACUGUAGAAAAAGAAAAAAAAACAGCAAACCCAAAUGAAGAUGAAACACAUACAAAUUAUAAAUAUUUUAUAAAUAAAUAUAAUAAAUAUUUAUGUGGCGUUCUUGUUGAAAUGUAUGAAUUAAAAUAUGUUGAUUGUAUAAUAUAUCUACGGAUUCUUAAAAUUGAUGAAAUAUUAAGCUUCAAUGAUGAACAUUCAAAAAUAAUAUAUGAAAUAUAUGAUACUGAUAAUCCAGACCUUCCAGUAGUUACGACUGUUGAUGAAUUACAAGAGUAUACAAAUUACGUUACACAGAUUUUCACUGAUACAAACGAAACAAUUAUUGAUUGGAAAGAAUACCUUACAAUUAUAUUUAUGGACGUGAAAAAUGUAACAUUGGAUUUUGAAACUGAUUUAAUUCAAAUAUAUAAUUUUGAAUAUUUUGAAGCACUAUUCAAAUUAAUAAGUAAACAUAAAGAUCAAUUAAUCAUCAAUAUAUGGUGGGAAGCUGUUCGCACUCUUUUGCCAUACACUACGAAUGAAAUGCGAUUCUUGAAAGACAGAUUUUUAUACGAAACAAGUGGAUUUGAAAAUAAUCCUUCAAGAUCACUAUAUUGUGCAAAUGCUGUAAACACAAUGAUGGGAAUGGCCGUUUCCCGUUUAUUAUUAGACAUAGAACAAAUAUAUCGUAAUAUGAAAAUGGCUGCUGAGAUGAACGAAAAUAUUCAUUGGGCGUUUGAAAAAAUAGUUAAAGAGUUAAAUUGGAUGGAUGAUACGACUAAACAGAGGACACUAUACAAAGCACAGCAAAUGAGAACGCUAAUUGGCUUUCCUGAAUUCAUAAAUGACUCAAAAAAACUCGAUGAUUACUAUUCUGAAUUUGAAGUAAUAGAAAAUGAUUAUUUUGGAAACGUUAUUCGUUAUGUUCAACAAAUAUUAAACAACUCGUUGAAAUUACUUAGGGAGUCCAAUAAUUUUAACACUUCCAAUUCUUGGGCAUUAGAUCCUUUAGAAGUUAAUGCGUUUCACUGGUACCAAGCAAAUACAAUAAAUGUUCCAGCUGGUGUAUUACAAUUUCCUUUCUUUGGACAUGAUUUACAGAUACUCAACUAUGGUUUUUUUGGUUCGAUGCUGGGCCAUGAACUGACACAUGGUUUUGACAAUACUGGCCGAAGGUUCGAUCAAGAUGGAAAUGAAAAUAUGUGGUGGACUAAUCAAAGUACAGCAGAGUAUGAAAAACGCACCAAAUGUUUCAUCCAUCACUAUGAUUCUUAUUUAAUACCCGAAUUAAAAAAAAAGAUAAGUGGUAAAAGGACGUUGGAUGAAAAUAUUGCUGAUAAUGGGGGGUUGAGAGAAGCAUUGUGGGCUUAUAGAAAAUUUGUAAACGAUAACGGCGAAGAACCAAAACUACCUGGACUUGAACAAUACACUAAUGAACAAAUUUAUUUUUUAGCUUUUGCAAAUAAUUGGUGUGAAGUAACAACAACUGAUUCGUUAUCAAGCAGUAUAUUAGAUGUCCACAGUCCAAACAGCAUACGAGUGAUGGCAGGACUAAUCAAUUCCGAUGAAUUUAGCGAUGUAUGGAAUUGUAAAAAAGGUUCCAAAAUGAAUCCAGAAAAUGAAAAAUGUAAAAUAUGGUAAUAGGUGCAGACAUAAAAUUGUUAUGAUUUAUUAAAUAACCAUUAAAAUUAUAAAUGUC
This is a messenger RNA of Myzus persicae (green peach aphid), 2862 nucleotides long. RefSeq names its product membrane metallo-endopeptidase-like 1. The transcript has 19 exons. Lineage: Eukaryota; Metazoa; Arthropoda; Insecta; Hemiptera; Aphididae. Gene Ontology annotation, cellular component: plasma membrane. Gene Ontology annotation, biological process: protein processing. The record is from RefSeq and is a predicted model, not a curated record. The coding region runs from base 393 to 2804 and encodes 803 amino acids. Gene Ontology annotation, molecular function: metalloendopeptidase activity.